AUGGCUUAUUCAGACCAAAAUAGCCUUAACAAAAGUAAAAGUCAUGUCAAUUCCACAUCCAUAUUCAAUCAGGCUCGCCGCAAAAUGUCAUUCCGAGGGAAAAAGUUACCGGUAGUUCAGCCGGAGGCUGGAGGGAAGAAGCAGCGGCGGAAAUUCUCUCCGGUGAAGAUUUUCCGACGGGACGGAUUGAAGGCGAAGAAAUUGCACUACUUAGGUAUGAAGAAAAUAAAAGAAUGUUAUUGGUUGACAGUAAAUGACAUAUUGGAAGGACACGGAGCAAGUGAUACAUUCGAGCGACGAUUUGUAGUAGAUACUACCUCUUUUGCUAUUCCCAUGAUGGGACUUUCCUUCACUACUUUUCCAAAUCAGCGUCGUAUCUAA
This is a messenger RNA of Solanum verrucosum, 381 nucleotides long. RefSeq lists its product as uncharacterized. The record is from RefSeq and is a predicted model, not a curated record. NCBI's taxonomy places the organism in Eukaryota, Viridiplantae, Streptophyta, Magnoliopsida, Solanales, Solanaceae. The transcript has a single exon. The coding region runs from base 1 to 381 and encodes 126 amino acids.